Momordica charantia (bitter melon) is the source of this 2206-nucleotide messenger RNA. NCBI's taxonomy places the organism in Eukaryota, Viridiplantae, Streptophyta, Magnoliopsida, Cucurbitales, Cucurbitaceae. The record is from RefSeq and is a predicted model, not a curated record.
GCUAAAAUCUGUUAAAACAAUGAUAAGUAUUUCAUUGCAGGAUGGAGAUUUAGUUUUAUCCAUAUUAAAAUUAAGUGUGGAUCGUCUGCCAUCCUUUUUGUUAAACCAAUGUUUUGCUUAUUGUUCAAAUUUUUCUAAAGGUUUCAAAUUUCAAAAAGAGGAACUAAUUCAAAUGUGGAUGGCACAAGGCUUUAUUAUUCAACCACAAGAUGGAAGAAAUUUGGUAAUAGAGGAUAUUGGAGAUAAGUACUUCAACAUCGUGUUGUCUCGCUCCUUAUUUCAAGAUGUGGUUAAGGAUGAGAGAGGAAGAAUUACUCAUUGUAAGAUGCAUGAUCUUAUAUAUGAAAUUGCGUGUACUAUUUCACAUUCUAAAAAAUUGCAUUCUGGCCAUGCUAAUUUGUUGGAGGAAGGAAGUUGCACUAAUUGGAGUAGAAAAAGUGUCGUAAAUUUACGUACAUUCAUUUGCGAUGGACAAAUGCUUCAUGAGAUGAUUCAUGAUAGAAUUACAAAUUGCUUCCGCUUGCGAGUUUUAAUAUUGAAUUCAUCGGUUCAAAAUUUACCAGAUUCAAUUGGUAAGAUGAAGCACUUGAGAUACCUAGACAUUUCAGAUUCCAAGAUAAAAGAGAUACGAUACUCUUUCUCUUUGCUUUACAAUUUGCAAACACUAAAGCUUGGAAGGUCAACAAAAAACUUGCCAAAUAAUUUGAGCAAGUUGGUCAGUUUAAGACAUCUACAAUUUCCAAUCCUUAACUUUACCGAGAAAACCAAACAAAUGCCUCCACACUUGAGCCGAUUGACCCAACUUCAAACAUUGUCUGGUUUUGUAGUAGGAUUUGAGAAUGGUUGCAAAAUCGAAGAACUUGGACCUCUGAAAAACCUCAAAGGUAGAUUGGAACUUUCAAACCUGGAGCACAUCAAAAGUAAAGAAGAAGCCAUGACCUCAAAAUUGGUAGAAAAGAAGAACUUAAAUGAACUACUUUUCGAAUGGGAUUUGCAUAUUCUAAGAGAAGGUAGCAUCAACAACAACAAUGACUUAGAAGUGUUGGAAGGGCUUCAACCACACCAAAGUCUACAAUUCUUGAGCAUCAAAAACUUUGCAGGGCAAUUUUUGCCUAGUGGUAUUUUUGUUGAAAAUUUAGUUGUUAUACAUCUACGACAUUGUGAAAGAUGUGAAAUUCUUCCAAUGCUUGGCCAAUUGUCCAACCUAGAGGAACUCAAUAUUUCUUCAUUGAAUCGUGUGAGAAGUAUAGGGAAUGAAUUCUAUGGAAAUGAUGCAACCCAUUUGGCUUUAUUCCCCAAGUUGAAGAAAUUUGUGCUCUCUCAAAUGUACAGCCUAGAGCAAUGGGAAGAAUUAGUAGUCGCAUCAAAUGAUGCAAUUUUUCCUCGUCUGGAAGACUUGAAUAUUCGCGGUUGUCCUAAGUUAACAAGUAUCCCAAAUAUUUUUGGAUCCUCUUCUCAUGCUGGUGUUAGAAACUUUCGAAGUCUACAUAUUUAUGGAUGUGAAUAUUUAUGGAUGUGAAGAAGUGACGAAAUUGCCAAAUGAACUUUGCAAUUCUCUUGAAGAUCUAAAAAUAGUUGGGUGCCUUAAUUUGAUGUUAAAUGUGCAAAAUAUGCACAACUUGUCUCGAUUGUACAUAAAUGGUUUGAGAAUGUUGCCUGAGGGGUUGGCCAACCUCACAAACUUGAAGGAACUCAUAAUUAUUGAGUGCACACAAGAUUAUGAGUUUAGCCCCCUCCUACAACUACCUUCACUUGCAAAGCUUCAUUUGGUCAUUUUUGGAGCAAGUGCAACUGAACAACUUCCACAACAACUUGAGCAUCUCAUUGCCUUAAAAUGUCUAUAUAUUAAUGAUUUUCAUGGCAUUGAAGCUCUACCAGAAUGGCUGCAAAACUUUACAUCCUUGGAAGUAUUGGGUCUUUACAAUUGUAGAAAUUUGCAACGGUUACCGUCGAGGAGAGCUAUGCAACGCCUCAUUAGAUUAAGUCGUUUGGAUGUUUUUGGAUGUCCACGACUGCAGAAUUGGCAGAACUUUUUCCGUUAUGAUCAAAUGAUUUAGAUUCGUGUGAGGAUGUUGAUUGAACCUCCGACCUCUAAAGAAGAAGCAAGAUACUUUAAUUGUUGAGUUAUGUUCAUACUGACGAUCUAGACCCAUGUUACAGUCCAUAUUUAUAUUAUUUUAUAACUUUGAUUAUUUAGAAAACUCAA